AUGCCAACAUUGGAUGUCACUACUGCUACAGCAGCAGCUGUCUUCAUCUCCACACGAAUUGCCCAUUUUGGCUGCCCACAGCAUGUCACUACGAACCAUGGACACCAAUUUACACCUGUCCUUUUUCAUCUGCUGACAGAAUUCUGUGGAGCUGACCUGCACCUGACAUCAAGCUACCACCCAGUUGCCAACGGCAUGGUGGAACGGCUCCACCAUACCUUGAAGGCUGCCCACCUGUGUCACAACAACAACUGGACCACUGCCAUGCCUCUGGUACUCCUUGGCCUCAGUGUCUCUCACAUGGCCAACGUUGAGAUGUCUACCACUGACCAUGUUUAUGGUCAACCACUCGCAAUGCUGGAUAACUUCCUGGAGCAUUCCCACCUGCCUGCAGCCACCAGGCUGUCAACUCCUCUUGACAGCUACCUGGCAAUGCUGCUGCUCCUUUUCCUCCACAGCCCCACUCUAACAACUAUUCCUUGCACCUGCCCCUCUACACAUGCUGCACUGGACACGACUUCAACUCAGCUCAACCCAUCACCCAACACUCCACCUGCUGCCAGCUUACUCAUUGCUUGCACCCACUACUGCAUCAACUCUGGUUCCUGCCUCAUCCUGUGCCAUGAUGGUCUUGCCAUGUGGUGA
This is a messenger RNA of Schistocerca piceifrons (Central American locust), 645 nucleotides long. RefSeq lists its product as uncharacterized. Gene Ontology annotation, molecular function: nucleic acid binding. Lineage: Eukaryota; Metazoa; Arthropoda; Insecta; Orthoptera; Acrididae. Gene Ontology annotation, biological process: DNA integration. The transcript has 3 exons. The record is from RefSeq and is a predicted model, not a curated record. Bases 1 to 645 code for a protein of 214 amino acids.